Molecule: messenger RNA, 1336 nt
Organism: Chaetomium fimeti
Lineage: Eukaryota; Fungi; Ascomycota; Sordariomycetes; Sordariales; Chaetomiaceae
Exons: 2
Coding region: 144-1049 (301 amino acids)
Biological process (GO): S-adenosylmethionine biosynthetic process
Cellular component (GO): methionine adenosyltransferase complex
Molecular function (GO): methionine adenosyltransferase regulator activity
Source: RefSeq, a predicted model, not a curated record
UUGCAAACGAUCUUCAUCAAAGACCCAUCUUAUUCUUAACUGUGGCGGAUACCACUGGCCAAGCCAAGAUCACUGGCCAAGCCAAGAUCACAGUGUCCCAGAUUCGAAAAAGAAGCCAGAACAUCAAUCCUUCACGUUGGAAUAUGGCGGCACCGAACGGGGCAAACGGGACCCAGCGGCACCGCUUCCUAAUUUGGGGUGGUGAUGGUUGGGUUGCGGGACAUCUCAAGACCCUACUAGAGAAGCAGGGCAAGGAAGCACAUGCGACGACCGUUCGGAUGGAAAACCGCGAGGCCGUCAUUCAGGAACUCGACCGUAUCCGGCCAACCCACGUCCUUAACGCAGCGGGCUGCACUGGGCGCCCCAACGUCGACUGGUGCGAGGACAACAGGGAGGCCACCAUCAGAUCCAACGUCAUCGGCACGCUGAAUCUGGCCGACUGCUGUCUCCUUCAGGGCAUCCACUGUACCGUCUUCGCCACCGGGUGCAUCUACCAGUACGACGAGACGCAUCCUUGGGACGGGCCGGGCUUCCUCGAGACCGACCCAGCCAACUUUGCCGGCAGUUUCUAUUCCAUGACCAAGGCGCAUGUUGAAGAGAUCAUCAAGCAUUACAACAACUGCCUGAUUCUGCGAUUGCGCAUGCCGGUCUCGGACGACCUGCACCCGCGGAAUUUCGUGACCAAGAUCUCCAAGUACGAGCACGUGGUGGACAUUCCAAACAGCAACACGAUCUUGACGGAUUUGCUCCCGGCGUCAAUCCUACUGGCUGAGAACGGCGAGGUGGGAGUCUACAACUUCACGAACCCUGGGGCAAUCUCGCACAACGAGGUGCUCGCCUUGUUCCGCGAUAUCGUGCGCCCGUCGUAUACGUGGAAGAACUUUAGUCUCGAGCAGCAGGCCAAAGUCAUCAAGGCCGGCCGCAGCAACUGCAAGCUGGAUACUACCAAGCUGGUAUCAAAGCUGAAGGAAUAUGGUUACGAGCUCCCCGAGGUCCAUGAGGCUUACCGAAGGUGCUUUGAGCGAAUGAAGGCUGCAGGGAUCCAGUAGAUAAGAUGAAUCCAAGACUCAACAACGAGGCUAUAAUGUUCCGUGUAUGUCCGAUCAGAUGUUAAUCAAUCGCGUUGACAUCGAGCCACGCUCCAUCCAGUAUGGACAUACCUGUAUUCGUGGUUGACAGGUCUCGGAAACAAAGACGGACUUCGGCAUGAAGCGACCCCGCUGACACCCCCACUGACGACUCGCCCACCACAGCCCACCACCACAGACCGGAGUUUUCCGUGGCUGAGAUACGUAAUUUGGCUUGGUUCCUGCCUGGCUUUUGCACCCACUUUCGU